This is a messenger RNA of Entelurus aequoreus (snake pipefish), 2037 nucleotides long. RefSeq names its product E3 SUMO-protein ligase ZBED1. The record is from RefSeq and is a predicted model, not a curated record. Gene Ontology annotation, molecular function: protein dimerization activity. Lineage: Eukaryota; Metazoa; Chordata; Actinopteri; Syngnathiformes; Syngnathidae. The coding region runs from base 548 to 1399 and encodes 283 amino acids. The transcript has 2 exons.
UCUGUCUCUGUCUCUGUCUCUGUCUCUGUCUCUGUCUCUGUCUGUGUGUGUAUGUCUGUGUUUUUGUUGUUGUUUGUUUUUGUUUACUUAGAAUAUUUUUGUACAUUUGAGACAUGCUAGAAUGUAGCUAAUGAUGGUACAGAUUUAAUGUGAUGGGUGCUUGUUGCCUUCAGUAUAGUCAGUAUAGUUUUUCUCUUAAUGUUUUUCUUUAAAUCCCUUACAAAUUAAAAAUUAUAAUAACAGAUUUAUAAUCAAUAUUAGAUGAUGAAUAAUGAUGAAUAAUGUGUUAUGUGCUUUUGAUUAUUGCUUUACCCUCUGUUGUCUAUAAUAUGGUUUUCUAUAUUCUUUUUUCCCCUCUUGUCCAGAAAAUGCUGUUAAAGAUGAUGUAAGAGUUAAACGGGCAACAGGACUCUGCAAGCAGCUGGUUGGACAUUUCUCACAUAGCUGUAAAAAGAAGGCCGCACUGAAAAAGGCACAGCAAGAAUUGAAGAUACCGGAGCACUCACUGAUUACAGAGUGUCCGACGAGGUGGGGCUCACGACAGAGGAUGAUUGGGAGGGUGUUGGAGCAGAGUAAGGCGUUGUCUCAGGUUCUAUCUGAAGACAAGAAGACACGUCACCUGGUCCCCACUUGGCAGGACACAGAUGUCCUUGAGUCAUUAAACAAUGCCCUUGGCCCUCUUCAGGAGUUUACUGAUGCCCUGUCCGGUGAAGCCUAUGUAAGUGUGUCCUACCUGAAGCCAGUCCUCCAUCUCCUGAGGACAUCGAUCCUGACUGUAGACAAAGACGACCCAGAUCUUACCAGGGACAUAAAGUCAAGAGCUCUUCGCUAUAUUGAAGAUAAAUACAGCGACCCAGCCACACAGGAGCUACUAGAUAUUGCUUCGUUCCUUGAUCCUAGAUUCAAAACUGACUACAUAAGAGCAGAGAAUGUCCCAGACAUCAAAGAAAGAGUGAGGAUCGAAAUGGAACAGGUGGCACGAAAGGAAAAGAGGGCCCGUGUCAGCACUACAGAGGCCAUGCCCCAGGGUGCAGCAGAGGCAGAGCCAUCUACUGUGGGGAAGGGAAAGCGGUCAUUGGGCAGCUUCUUCAAGAGCAGACCGUCUGUGCCUCCUCCUUCCACCACCAUGCAGUUGGAGGAUGCCAUUAAUGCAGAGCUGAACAGCUACCUGAUAACUCCUACAAUUGAUGGAGAGGACAAUCCCCUGGCCUGGUGGAGAGUGCACAAUGUUAACUUUCCAUGGUUGAGCAAACUGGCUCGCAAGUUUCUGUGCAUACCAGCCACCAGUUCACCAUCAGAAAGAUUGUUUAGUGCUAGUGGCAAUGUUGUCACAUGUCAGCGCUCAUGUCUUAAACCAUCAAAGGUUGACAUGCUAGUUUUCUUGACCAAAAAUCUGUGAAGAGUGAUGUAGAGAUGUCAGGGAAGCAAGUAUUAUUGUUAAAGUACUUUUUAGAUUGUGUUUGUUCUGCACUUUACCCUGACUUGUGGUGUCAGUUUUUGUAAAAAAAAAAAAGAUAAAUGCUAGUUUUCAGGAAUAUUAUGUUCUAUUGUUAACAGAAUAGAUGUGCAAUAUUUGGGUGCUGCUAAGCGGUAAAUGAAUGACCCACCUAUUUUAAUGUCUGACAUAUUUUUCAGAAGGGCAGAGGUUGGGUCAUUUUGUUUUUGUAAUAGUAUUUUCUUUAUUACCAUUACUUUUCAAUUUCACUUUAAAAUAUUGUUCAGGUUUCUUCCAGGGUUGAAUAAAGUACUUGAAUUGCUGCUAUAGAUGUUGAUAGGCUAGCUCUCUUGAGCCAUAAAAGACUGACCUACCUACUUGAGUAUAAGACUGUUUACAUAAGGUCAGGAUCCUUUUUUUCCUUUAUUGAAGUUGUUGAAUUUUGUUUUUCUUAUUAUAUAUUAAGCAUUGCUUUUUGUGUUGGAAUUGUUUUGUAUUUUAUUUAACUUAAACUUUUUUAUUUAUCUUAACAUAAUUAAGGUUUUUGUACUGGUUUUAGUUCUUUAGUUUUAAUAACUGCUGUUGGUCAAGAACUUUGGAGA